Uloborus diversus is the source of this 965-nucleotide messenger RNA. RefSeq lists its product as uncharacterized. Lineage: Eukaryota; Metazoa; Arthropoda; Arachnida; Araneae; Uloboridae. Bases 249 to 752 code for a protein of 167 amino acids. The record is from RefSeq and is a predicted model, not a curated record. The transcript has 5 exons.
AGACUGUAAGUUUAAUAUUAUCUCUGAAUGUCAGAGUCUGGUAUAGUAUUGGAAGGCGAUAAAUUGGAAAUAUUGGAAAAGAUAUUGUUCGGGAAAUAGGUAAAAUGCUUGGAAGUACAUAAAAGCGCUGUAGAAUUCGUACUGGUUGAGCACUUCUUUGGAUUAAAUGCCUGGAAUUUAAUGGAUUAAUGAAACGUAAAGAUUUGGCGUGCUUUUCCUUUUCAUAGAAAAACAAACUAAACCAAGACAUGUGGCCGAAGGUGCACAAACAUUUUGUUACCAUUACAUCUCUAGGACUGCCUCUAAUUCUCUUUACGAUAGCUUUAACAUCCUUACCAACUGCCAAAGGGCUUUCACAUUCAGGUAUUCCACAGAACAUUACUUGCAAAGAUAACCCCGACUGCCAAGCAAUUAAUGGAUCGAUUUGCCAAGACAGCAUCUGCGCAUGCCCAGAAGACAAGCCUGCUUUCGUCAAUGUGACCAUCAACUCGACAGUCAGUGAAGGUUACUGUUUAGAGUCGUGGAACACGACGGGGGCCAACUGCAGCUUCAGCGAGCAGUGCGACUACGACCACGGUCUGUGUGCGAAUGGCGUCUGCGCAUGCGAGAGGAGAUUCACGUCAUCAGACGAAGGAGAAUGCAAACCCGUCAAAAAAAGCGAUCUGAUACCCAUAGCAGUGGGUGCGGCACUGGCUGGCAUUGUGCUCUUGACGCUGGGCGCUUACUUCUGGAUGUCGAGGAAGAAAAAGUGAAAGAUCAGCCUCACCUUUUUCUCCCACAUGACAACUCAACUCGCUGUUGGGAUCAGCAAAGCUAAAAUGAUCAUGGAUGUCGGCAGUAAAAAGUGCUUCGUUACGCCAAAGACUUUAUGGGGGAUGCAUCAACGUCUUCGUGAUUCAGAAUUUAUAUUUAUAAUAAAUGGUUAUUUUUUAUAAAAAAAGAAUAGAGUGAAUGAUUCUUAUAAU